Messenger RNA from Oldenlandia corymbosa var. corymbosa, 561 nucleotides. Lineage: Eukaryota; Viridiplantae; Streptophyta; Magnoliopsida; Gentianales; Rubiaceae. The record is from the annotation of a GenBank genome assembly.
AUGGGUAAUGGUACUGAAGGUCCGAAACUCUUCGUCAACAAACCCAAGAAGGGGCAGUUGAAGAAGGUUGAGCAUCAGCAGCAACCCUCCUCAUCGAUGGCGUCGUCAGCUCCACCACCAGGGUCAGCAGCUGCGGCGGCGGCUCCCUCACCUCGGCCACCCAAGGAAUCUUUCCUCCGACGCUACAAGUUCGUUGUGCCUCUUCUCUUGGCCGUCAAUUUAUCCGUCGGAGCUUAUCUUUUUAUGAGGACAAAGAAGAAAGAUGUAGUAGUAGACGAGAAAGAAGUGCCUAAUGUUCCUUCAGCACGUGCAUCAACUAGUAUACCAAAUGCUACAGUUACUGAGAAGCCGGCACCUGUUGUUGCUUUGACUUCAGCAGUUGUUACACCUCCAAAGCCACGUGAACCAAUACCCGAGAAUGAGCAACGAGAGCUGUUCAAGUGGUUAUUAGAAGAGAAGAGAAAACUGAAGCCAAUUGAUUCUGCAGAGAAGAAACGUAUCGAUGAGGAAAAAGCCAUUCUGAAAGAGUUCAUUCGAGCCAAAUCGAUCCCAAGUUUGUAA